Pelagomonas calceolata is the source of this 1803-nucleotide messenger RNA. The record is from the annotation of a GenBank genome assembly. Lineage: Eukaryota; Pelagophyceae; Pelagomonadales; Pelagomonadaceae.
AUGUCGAGCUUCCCGUUCGGCAAAAAGAAAGCUUCUAUCAAUUGGGCGGAUGAGGACGACUCCAGCGACGACGAGAAGGGAGACGACUCGACCGGGCCGGACGAGCCCGACGUGCCCAGCUCGGACUCCGAGGACGAGGCCGACGCCGCCGCCGCCGCCGAGGAGUCGGAGGAGGAGCAGGACGCCUCCGACGACGACGAGGCCGAGAGCUCGGAGGAGGACGAGCCCGCGCCCGCCCCCGAGGUAGCGCCGACCGAGGAGAAGCCCAAGCCGCCGCCGCCGAAGCAGCUCACGAAGAAGGAGCGCAAGGCCCUCAAGGCGAAGGAGCUCGACGACCUCGACGCGCUGCUCGCCGCCGAGGGCCUCGCGCCGCAGGAGGCGCCCGCGCCCGCGCCCGCCGCGCCGCCCGCGCCGGCGCCGCCGGCCGCCGACGACGGCGACGCCAAGAAGAAGAAGAAAAAGAAGGGGCGCCGGCCGUCGGCCAAGGCGGACGAGCCCGCGGCGCCGCCGCCGCCCGCCGCGCCCGCCGCGCCGGCCGACGUCAAGGCGCUCCUCGCCAAAAAGGCCGCCGCCAGCAAAGGAUCGAAGUCCGGUGCGCGCGCGGCGUCCCACGCAAUUUCCUCAACUCCGUGGCGCAAUGGAUAGCGUAUCAGACUUCGAAUCUGGGGGUUGCGGGUUCGAGUCCCGUCGGAGUUGUUGUUCGCUUGAUGGACUGGAAAUCUGAAGGUUAUGAGUUCGAAUCUCAUAUCGGUUUCACCGCGGUACUUGGACUCUUGCAAGAUAGUGUGGCCGAGUGGUUAAGGCGGUAGACUUGAAAUCUACUCCCGUAAGGGUCGCAGGAUUGAUUCUCACCAAUCAAUGCGCUUUCGAACCCUGUCACUAUCGCGCACGUUGAUGAUGUGGCCGAGUGGUCUAUUAACCUGAGAUGGUUAGACCCUAGGCGCUGGUUUUAGGCACCAGUCUUCGGGCGUGGGUUCGAACCCCACCAUCAUCACUUGAGUUCAAUUCCGCACAUUUGUAUCCGUGGCCGAGUUGGUCUAAGGCGUUGGAUUUAAGCCCCAAUCUCUUCGGAGGCGUGGGUUCGAACCCCACCGGAUGCAAUUUGGACCGAUUGGCGCAACGGUAGCGCGUCAGAUUCCAGUCCUGAAGGUUACGUGUUCGAAUCACGUAUCGGUCACACAAAAGUCGCGGGCGCCGCCGCACGGAGUUUCCCGAAACUCACGCGUCCCCCGAACGCAGGCGGCGGCUCGGCCAUGUCGAAGGAGUCCGUCGCGGAGGCGAAGAAGCGCGCCGACGCGUUAGCCAAGAAGAAGAAGGCCGCUGAGGUACCGCGGCCGCGUCCUUAAAUCACGGCAAGGGGGUGUAGCUCAGUGGCAGAGCGUCCGCUUUGCAUGCGGAAAGCCCAGGGUUCAAACCCCUGCUCCUCCAGCCUUACGUACGCCGUCGGUACCGGGUUCCCCGAACUCACGCGUUUCCCCCUUCGCAGAAAAAGAAGAACAAGGCCAAGGGCAAGGGCCCGCAGCAGCGCUGAGCCUGCGGAAAUGCACGACAAGCUACCUACGGGCUUCCACGGUCUCGUUUCGCUGUCGAAUAUAGGAGAAUUAACACAAGCAACAUAUGAAACAGCGUCUCCUUGUUGUUUCGCUGUCGUUGUAGAAUGCUGACGCGGCGAUGGCGUCCUGAAGCGGUACGCGAGUCACUCGCGCCGCGGCGAUGGCGUGAUGGGCCACGCCGUCGACGCGACUCGUCUACGAGAGUCCAUAGGCCAACGACGCCCCGUAGAGAGAAUUAAUACAAGAAACA